AUGAGCUCAAUACUUCGAGAAUUCGAAAACAUUCAUGAGAAAUGUGAAAGUUUCUUAGUUGGUCUAUCUGAAAAGCGGUCUACAGUUGUUAAAGAGCUCGACAGCUGGUUGUCACAGUUAUUUGAACAAAUUCAGAACCAAAGAGUCCUUAAUCAGCAACUUAAGAAUGAAGUUCCUUACUUAUACGAGUUCUUCAAGAAGGCUAUUGUACUAAUGCUUCGUAAUUGUUCUCCUGGAGCGAUGGGCGUACUCUCUAUUUACAUUAUUCAGUUUGUCGGCUACAAUUUGCUAAACAACAAUCCUUCAUACGUCGAUCUUCUCCUACUGUUAUUCAGUAACAAUGACUUUUUGACAAAAUUCCGCAGUUUAACACCAGAAGAAUCCCAGCAGUACAAUGCUUUGAUGAGUGGUGGAUCAGAAGGAUACAUUCCUCAUCCACAGGACUGCCUAUUUGGUAAGAAACUCGAAUCUGGAGUCGAUUUUAUCGCUCUUACAUGCCAAAACUUCGGAAGAAGAGGCUAUUUCUCAGUUUUACUAUCUACAAUCAUGAAAUGCCAAGAUUUUGUACAAGUUGAAAGUUGCAUACAGUUCUUAUACAGAUCAUAUCUUUCAAUGGACGACCAAUUCAGAUAUUUCCUAGGUGUAUGGUUUGCUGCCAACCUAGGCACACAAACAGACGAUAGAUUCAAUGGAUAUAACGCUAUCCAUCUCACAAGGUUAAUGUUUUGUGUUUCAAUUGAAGACCAAUGCCUUGAUAUAUCAGCCACUCUAUAUAGCAACUGCCUUACUGCAGCAGCAGCUGCUAAUCAAGCUACUCUAAUUAUCGAAGAACUCAUGGAAAUUACAAAACAAUCAAAUCGCCAUCCAUUAAUUGAUAAAAUCUGCGGACAAAUACUCAAUCUCUUACUACAAAGCGAUAUCUCAAAGAUUGCUGAUUUAAUCAUCGCAGCAGCUUUGUAUAUCCAAGAUACAGAUUUUCUUGACAAAGAAUUCGUUUAUGAGCACGUUAAACAGAACAUGUAUAUACUAGAAGCAUUAUUCAAUACUUUACAAAGCUGUAUCAACAUAAAUAAAAUUUAUUAUUAUGGCAGAGAAGACAUUCCAAAUAAUUACAAGUUUUUGCUCAAACUCAUCCCAUAUUUGGAUACUACACAGAUUCCAAACAUCGGCGACGAUCUUGUUACAAUUUUAUUUACGAUGCCACGCGAAGAUGUUGAUGUCUUCAUACAAAUAUGUUCUCUCAAUCAAUUUAAGUUCUUUUUCUCUAAUUCUUUCAUGAUUUUCCUCGACAAUACUAAAAAAUGGGAUUAUGACAUGCUCGAUUUAUGUUGCAGGACUGCAGAAUACAUUGACAUCAUUGAUAAAAACAAGAUCUUCAGAAUAAUUGCAAGAACAAUAACAGGAGACAAAAUUAUUAAAAUUUUAACAGAUCAUCCUUUAAUUCCAAUCUUGGAUACAACAGCCGUGAUCAAGGCAUCAGAUAACUCACCAUUGCUAUCUAAUUUCUUAAGAACUCACAUGUUUAACGAAGUACAUAAUUUAUCCCAAGUUUUGCCAAAAACUGCCAGCUCAUUAAGCCUCAUUUUCGAUGUCUUCCUUGAGGAAAACUCGUUUUUAGUCAUUAGCCAUCCAUCGCAGUCAGUUAAACAGCGAGAAAUCAUGUGGCAAGCGAUGUUUACUUCGUUUAACAUCGGAGCACAAGAAUAUUUGAAGCUUUGCAUCAAAUUCUUCAAUAACUUCAUGAAAGUAAGUAAAGAAGUGUUUAGUUCCGAUGUCAUGAACUUGUUGAAAUCAAAUCAUUCCAAAGUUAUGGCUUCUCUUUUGAAUGAAAUGGAUUUAUCUACAUUAGAACCUGAUUUCUUCCUCGAGAAACUGAAAACUUCUCCAGAAGCAAUUGUUGUUUUGCAUGCAAUACCUCAUAAAGUGAAAUACACUUACGAUGAGUCAUUAAUACAACAAUUAAAAGCGGCUCCUCUACAUGAAAAAGCGAUUAUUUUGGAUUCAAUUAAUAAUUAUGCCGAUGAAACGUUUUUCCCUGUUUUGAAGCCACAUGUGAAGAUAGCCAUUGAAGUCUUCCAAGCAACGAAUCCAACAAAUAUGGCUUACAUGUAUGCGAUGAGAAAAAUCGCGUUAGUUACAUUCCAAAAAGUUGGAAUUGAUGUAAGUCGACAAAAUUUGGAUGUAAUUGUUGAUUUCGCCAUUGGAUGCGGAUACAAAGAUUUGUGCGACCUUGCAAUUUCUCUUUAUCCUAAGGAGAAACCAUGCGAUCCAAAUGAAUUCGUUCAGACAUUCCGAGGAGCACCAAAACAGUUGUCUUUGAAUGCUGUUGAUUUGUUAUUGAAUGACACUUUUGAUUUACAAAAGUUACAGGCGUGUUUAAGAUGUUGCACGAAUGAAUCAAUGAUAGAGAUUAUUCCUAAGAUAAAAGAGUGGAGUGAUGACAUUUCUCUUGAAGUUUAUGGUCGAUUUAAGAUGAUUGUUGAUGCAGGAACAUGCAGUACAAGAUUAGUUGAAUUGAUUAUGGAUAAAUUACCAACUUUGCCACAAAUCAAUGCUGAUUUAGUACAGUAUUUCUUCUCCCCUGAAUUCCCUCCUUUCUUAAGAACAGACAUUGUCACGAAACUCUUCAUAAACAGAUAUAAAAAUGGUGUUGGACCCCUUCUUCAUCAAAUUGAAAUUGCUAAUCCUCUUCCUGCAAUAAAUGACCAGAAAACAUUACUAAUUAACAAAUCCGAUUGCUAUCCAUUGAAUUCUUUGUUGUAUUCACUAUCUCAUUACAUUCCUUUCGUUUACAUCGCUACAACAAGUGUUCCAAUCACUGAAUAUUCUUUGGAUUUGGCAAAAUUAGUUUUGUCAUAUAUUCCUGAAUUUGAAUCAUCUUUUUCAAAGUCAAUUACAGGAAACAUGCCCAUUGUUGAUGUUUAUCAUUCUAUUUUAUCUUUGUUACCUGAGAAAGUCCGUCAAUUGAUGUCUUUUGUUUUAAUUGGCGACAACCAAAAUCAGCCACAAAUUUUUGAUUUGAUCAAUGUCAAAUUAACUGAUGCUUACAGAUCGUUCUUGAACACGUUCUUUAAUAAAGGUAAUGUCAAACAGAAGAUGGGACAUGCUCCUCCUUUGUUACCUAUUAACUUGGAACCUCCUGCAAAUGAACAUGAAAUUAAAGCAAUGUCAAUUCCUACGAAAGUUGAUUUCAAAGAAUUUAUUUUGAAUGGAGAACAAACAAUUUAUGCUUUGCAUUCCGUUGUUGGUUUCCAGAAGAGUGAUAGAAGUAAGUACACAGCAUUCAUUGCAAGUUCAAGUGGUGGAUACGUUCAAUACAAUGAAGAUGGAGCUGUAAGAAUUUCUAAUUUACCUUCAUCAAUUGUUCCUCACUUUUUGUUCUACAAGAGAGUUGAUUUCGUUGUUACAAAUCAAUAUUUGUUUUCACAUUUGACGUCUGAUACAAAGACUGACGUCAACUCAUUCGAUAGAUGCGUGACAAGGACUGUUGAAAUUGAUGAUAACUUGUUCUCAGAGUUCAAUAGAACAAGAGCUUUCUACAUUUUGGCAAUUGCAAUGUUGAGGAAAUUUAAUAAUCCGUCACUUUUCCGUUCAUUGAAAGAUGACAAGAAUUUUGCAGCUGUUUUCUUUGAAACAGGAAUGGAUAUAAUCGUGAAACAGAAUGCAUUCAGUUUAGUGAAGAAUGACAUUAGAGAAUUAGCACAAAAUUGCCCAAACCCAGAAGAUAUUUGUCGUCAAUUGUUAUCUGGAGUAAGUCAGCCUCAAUUUGCAGAAAAUGUAUUGAAUGUUAUAAUGAACUUGAACUUGUCUUUAGAUGCAAUCUAUGCUGUAGUAAGAACAGCAAAGAACGCUAAAGAUAUAUUGAUAAAUAUGCCAGAAUAUCCAAUUUUCGUCGAUCCUCUCUUUGCAGACAAUGAAAAAGUCAAAAUUAUUUGCAAUGAUAAAGAAUUGUUCGCUCCAGUUAAGAAGGCCAAAUUACCUCAGUAUAAGAACUAUGCCAAGAAGAAUUCUAACUAA
Molecule: messenger RNA, 4017 nt
Organism: Trichomonas vaginalis G3
Lineage: Eukaryota; Parabasalia; Trichomonadida; Trichomonadidae
Exons: 1
Coding region: 1-4017 (1338 amino acids)
Source: RefSeq, a predicted model, not a curated record